Messenger RNA from Eublepharis macularius, 2223 nucleotides. RefSeq names its product TATA-box binding protein like 1 (gene TBPL1). Gene Ontology annotation, molecular function: general transcription initiation factor activity; DNA binding. The coding region runs from base 188 to 748 and encodes 186 amino acids. Gene Ontology annotation, biological process: DNA-templated transcription initiation. The transcript has 7 exons. NCBI's taxonomy places the organism in Eukaryota, Metazoa, Chordata, Lepidosauria, Squamata, Eublepharidae. The record is from RefSeq and is a predicted model, not a curated record.
UUUGUGAUGUUUUAUUGUGUCGCGGAGAUUCCGGCGGCCUGGAGACCCGGAACAGUAAGAGGAAGCGGAGGCGGCGGUGGCGGGUCGCGCAGCAACGAAUCGUGCGGGGGUGGGGGCGUGAGCCCGCUGGAACACGGAUGUGAUCUUCAUGGUGUCGUGGUGGAAAUCUGAGUUUUAAAUUACCCCAAUGGAUGCAGAGAGUGAUGUUGCAUUGGACAUUUUAAUCACUAAUGUAGUGUGUGUCUUCCGAACAAGAUGUCAUUUAAACUUGCGAAAGAUUGCUUUAGAAGGAGCAAAUGUGAUAUACAAGCGUGAUGUUGGGAAAGUAUUAAUGAAGCUUAGGAAGCCCAGGAUUACAGCAACAAUUUGGUCCUCAGGGAAAGUAAUUUGCACAGGGGCUACAAGUGAAGAAGAAGCUAAAUUUGGUGCCAGACGAUUAGCCCGUAGUCUGCAAAAACUAGGUUUUCAGGUGAUUUUUACAGAUUUUAAAGUUGUUAAUGUUUUAGCAGUAUGCAACAUGCCCUUUGAAAUCAGAUUGCCAGAAUUCACGAAAAACAACAGGCCUCACGCUAGUUAUGAACCUGAACUUCAUCCUGCAGUGUGCUAUAGGAUAAAGUCUCUCAGAGCUACAUUACAGAUUUUUUCUACAGGAAGUAUCACAGUUACAGGACCAAAUGUAAAGGCUGUUGCCACUGCAGUGGAACAGAUCUAUCCAUUUGUGUUUGAAAGCAGGAAAGAAAUUUUAUAACUUGCCACUUCGUGGUUAGGCGACCUAACCAAGCACCUUCUAAAAGACUGCUGAACAUUGGACUUAAAGCAAAAACAAGAGGGUGGGGGUGGGGAAAGGACAACUGGACCAACACAGCUGAGGAGGUGCAAACUUUUUGCCACAGUGAUAAACUCCAGUCCUUUUUGGAUUUUAUUUUGAACAGUGCUGUAUUGUAAAAACAAAAGUUUACAAGAGAUGAAAUUGCUGCUUUUUACAAGACAUUCUAUUUAUUUCUGCAGUAAUUUCUCUAUGUGUUCAUAAGCAGAAUUGUCACGAUAUGCACUAACUUUGAAGACACUUCUUUAGUUUGAGCUUGUGUUUUAUUUGUGAAUAGUCUUUUACAUUUUUGUACGCUGACUGUUGGGCACCAAAGAAGCUGUAGACGUUACACUUUUUCACCUAACAAACGUGCACAAAUAAAGGUCUGCAAAAUCUCUCUUCAUACCUGUUCCGUUACAUUCCUUCUCCCUUUUCUAUUAACCAUUGUAUAUUGGCAAAGUAGCUUUAGAACUCUGUAUGUGUAAUCUUUUGCUUAUAUUUUGUUCCAGUUCUAGUGUGUAUGUAAAGUGAUCAGUAGCAGACUAGACUGAAAUUGGCAGAUGCUUAAGUUCCAAGGGCAAAAUUUGGCUUGCUAUAUUUUUUUCUUGUAACUAAAUGCAGAAUUUGGAGGAUUGCCUUCCUGCCAUGCUAAAUGAGAAUGUACUUUGCGUCGUAGUGAACUAUAGUGAAGAAUGUGAUUAAUGAAGAGAGAAAUUUUCAUUCUGAGGCACUUGCAGUUGUAAAAUCGGCCAUCCCUGUCUGCUUUCCAGAUGCAAGUUCUGUUUUUGUUCUUUGAAGCCAUGCUAUGACUUACUUCCACUGACUGAUCUGAAUUUUCAGGAAAGACCGUCUUUUGCAUUUGUUCCAUCUUAAUCUUCUAAACAACUGUCCACAUAUUUGCCAAAUGUUACUAUAGUACUGUUAUACAGUUAAAAAAUUGCUAACAAGCACGAAAGCUUGGCUUGGCAUGUAAUGAAAAGCCAGUAUUGAGUUUCUCAAUACAUUUGCAUAUGGAACAGAUGAGAGGUAAAUCAUAAUGAAAAUGCUAUUCUUGCCAUCUACAAUAAAUAUGUAAAACUGUGCCUAUGUUUCUUUCAUGUAUCUAAGCCUCAGGAAGGGGACUGCAUGUGGAUAUAAGUACUGCAAGUAACAUGUAUUCAGGUCCUGGUUUUGCACUUCACAUUGAAAUUGCUCAGUUGAGCAAACUAAACAAAAUCUUGGUGAAAGCAUGGUAUUUUUAAUAAGGUGAUUCUUUAUGUCCUUACAAAAUAUCGAAAGGAGUAGGGAAAAUGAUACAUAUGCAGAAUGGCACUGUUGAUCCCAACCAAAAAGUGCUAUAAAAAAUGUCUUCACAGAAAAGUUUGUACCCAUUGGUUUUUUUUGUCCAAGAAAGAAUUCCCAAUGGUCCUGUGUAA